GAAAGAGAAUUCCAGGAUGAGGGAAUGAAGGAAUUCAAGUUAAUUUGAAUCAUUAUCGUGAUUCACUGAUCUAGUUUCAGCUCAGCAGCAAACUCCCCGAGCACGAGUCUGUCUGCUCCUGCAGCCAAUCACAGCAAACCAGCCUCUAUGAGGAGUGUUUAAAACCAUCAGUGGGAUGCAGAACCACACACACCAGACCUGACCUCACUGAACACACAGGUUUCAAGAUCCGCAGAAGCAGCAGAAAUGGCUUGGCUUGGCCUGCUGAGUUUGAUUCUAGCUUUAGCAGCUCUCACAGUCUGUAGAGCCCAGCGCAGACUCUUUCCAAGCAGUUUACGUGAGAAAUCAGACGAGUCCGUCUCCUGCUUUGAGGGGAUCGGUCUGCACUACAGAGGUCCCGUCUCUAAAUCCGUGAGUGGGCGGGAGUGUCUGGAAUGGGAUUCAGAGAGUGUUCGUGAAAUCAGAGUCUAUCCCAGGAAUCUUGGCCCGGGACGACACGACCACUGCAGAAACCCAGACUACAGCCGCAGACCCUGGUGUUACGUACAGACCGCGUUUGGGAUCGUGAAAGAAGACUGUGAUAUUCCACGCUGUGCAAAAGAUCACGGAUGGCAGUGUGGCCAGAGGGAGGAGCGGAGCAUGAAGGUAGUGGGCGGGGCUUUGAGCGCGGUGGAGCGCCACCCCUGGAUGGCGGCGGUGUUCAGCAGGAGCUCAUGCGGGAGAACGUUCACCUGCGGCGGGAGUCUCAUCUCACCCUGCUGGGUCCUCACGGCCGCACACUGCUUCCCUGACGGCGCUCAGACUAGACCCUAUAAACUGUCAGUAUUUCUGGGGAAGAACGCCAUCAAUGAGACAGAUGUUCAGAGAGAGCAGGAGUUCAGAGUCUCUGAGCUCUUCAUCCAUGAACACUUCAACAACACAGACGGCAACUACAACAACGACAUCGCGCUGUUGAAGAUUCACAGUCCUGACAGUUGCUGUGCUAAAGAGUCCAGUUCAGUCAAGACGGUUUGCAUCCCUGAGGCGCAUCAGUCACUUAGUGACGGGACGUCCUGUGAGGUCACUGGAUACGGCAGAGAACAAGAAGGGUUAUGGUAUUACUCUCAGUAUCUCAGAGAAGCAAAGGUCAGCAUGCUGUCACAGGAUUUAUGUUCGAGUAAAGCAUAUUACGGCAACAAGAUCACAGAUAACAUGCUGUGUGCCGCGAGUCCUGACUGGAGCGUAGACGCGUGUAAGGGUGACUCUGGCGGGCCGCUGGUGUGUCGCGUCCGUGAGCGUGUGUUUCUGUUCGGUGUGGUGAGCUGGGGAGAGGGAUGUUCCAGACCCUUCCAUCCUGGAGUUUAUGCCAAAGUCAGCAACUACCAGCGCUGGAUCCUGGAGAAAACCGGCCUGUCGUCGCUCGGCUGAGAACAGGUGCUCACCUGCCCUCGAGAGACCAGCAUACAGAACAUGAGCGAGUCGUGUUCAAACUGAUUUCUGUUCAGUUACUCAUUAAUAUGUCCAUCAUUCUUACAUUCCAUUCUGUUGCCAAGAGAUAUAAUAGCAGCUCAAAGGACGUUCUGUGUGAAAAAUGUUUAUAAAAGUAUUGUUUUGCAUGGGUAUUGAAAUGUACAGUGCCAUUUUCUGUUUUUAUAUUGUUGUAUCAUUUUAUAUUGUCGUGUAACUAUUUAUGUCAAUG
Sinocyclocheilus grahami is the source of this 1678-nucleotide messenger RNA. RefSeq names its product plasminogen activator, urokinase b (gene plaub). The coding region runs from base 247 to 1407 and encodes 386 amino acids. The transcript is spliced from 10 exons. Gene Ontology annotation, molecular function: serine-type endopeptidase activity. Lineage: Eukaryota; Metazoa; Chordata; Actinopteri; Cypriniformes; Cyprinidae. Gene Ontology annotation, biological process: plasminogen activation; regulation of cell adhesion mediated by integrin. The record is from RefSeq and is a predicted model, not a curated record.